GUUUAAGCUGCACUAUGUAGGCUUGGUAAGGCUAGUUCGCUGGAACUUCUAAUGUAUGGACGGACGAAAGAAAAUGACUAAAGCGAGGUUUCACUGACUGUUUGCAGUUCAUGAGAGGAGAGGUGACUAUUUGGGUCUGAAGAGCAUAGAGUGUACCGGAUACUUUCUCCAGCUGCAUUGAACACCAGGUACCAAGUUAAAAUGGCCAGUGGCCUCUUGAACUUGGUCCUUUUGCUGAGUAUAAGUGGCUGUCUUUGUCAAAGGGAUUGCACUGGCGUGAAUUGUCCUGUACUGAACAACUGCAUCGAAGAGGUCUUGGACACUGGUGCAUGUUGCGCCACCUGCGUGCAAACAGGCUGCAUGUGCGAGGGCUACCAGUAUUAUGACUGCAUCAGUGCUGGCUUCAGAAAUGGUAAGGUUCCAGAGGGCGAGUCGUACUUUGUGGAUUUUGGAAGCACCGAAUGCUCCUGCCCGCAGGGCGGAGGAAGGAUCAGGUGCCAUUUUAUUCCAUGCCCUGAGAUUCCAGCUAACUGCAUCCAAUUGACAGAACCGGCAGACGGGUGCAUUCAGUGUGAGCGCGUUGGAUGCGUUCACGAGGAGCAGAAGUAUGAAGCAGGACACUCUUUCCAAAUUGACCCCUGCCAAGUCUGCCACUGCCCGAAUGAUGGCGGGAACCUAAUGUGCUAUCCAAUUCCGAACUGUGACCCAAGUAGCGUUCUGAAGCCUAUGCUCGAAACAACAACUGAAGAAAGCACACCAGAGAGGCGCUACAGAGACCCCAUACAGCACAUUUUUAACCAUCAAGGUUCUAGGGGUGCCUUUACAAAACACCUUCCCGCUUUGCACAGUGAUGGAAAUCGUUCUUUAAAGCUGCGCCCGAGCCAAGUGGGUGAGGAGGUCGAGGAUGUAGAAGACUAUGAUUAUCCACCCACUGAUUCUUUAGAUCCAUCUCUGCGUGAUUUUGCCUUUCCUACUGAGUCAUCCAUCACUUUAACCCCCCACCAGGCCUUCCACAGGGGAGCCAAACAAGAACUAAGGGAGAUGUUUGGUUUUCGUAAAUCCACAACAGACAGGCCAGAGCUUCCCUUCCAUAAAGAUGAUACAGACAGGAUGAAAAUUGGCAUUCAUAAAGACAAACCAAAUAAAGAGCUAUUCAGCCCUCUGAAAUUUAAAACAGACCUAGAACAAUUCAUCCACCCUGUGGAAACUACAAACAGAGUGGGAUUCUCCAAUCACAAAGAUGCCACAGAGACCCAGAGCUUUAGUCUGUACAAAGACAACUUAAGUCAGGAGGCUUUAACUGACAUGGACAGCAAUAUUGAUAAUGAGCUGCUUGCAUAUCCUACAGAAACUACUGAUGGGGAUAUUGUUUAUUCACUGGAAGACACUACAUACAGUGAAGUGGCUACAGACUCUCCAAUGACUGUUGAGGAAACCACAGCUUCAUGGCACACCGCUUGGAAUAGCGUAUCAAAGAGUUCGAUUAAUAUACUUCUCCCCAAUACAGUGGAAACAGACAGCUCCAAACAAGAGGAAAGCACGUCAAAGGAUGAAGUAGCCAUUUUAAAUGAAACUGCAAGCGAUGAUGGCAUUCCACCAAUCGACGUUGAUGAGAAUGAAAGUCUCCUGAGCAGUCCAGGUCCUGUUGAGCAAAGUGUGACUGUGUCAGGUAUUGACCCCAGCGAAACUUUACCAACACCUUUAGAGGACCACAGAGAACCUUCUGUAGACCAUAAACAACAUCAUGUAGAACACAGAAAACCUGCAGCAGAACAUGUGCAGUCCUUUGAAGAAAACAAUACCAAGCUUGACGGGAAACAUGAGUGGCAGUUGCUCUCUACUGUCAAGUUUAGUCCAACCAGCCCACCUCCUAACAAACAGUCCCACAGUUUGUUUAACUUCAGAGAGGAGGAAGAGGCAGACAACACCCUCGGCUCUCAUUCCAGGAUGGAGGAGGCUCCAGGUUUGGUGGAGAGCUGUUGCGUGGCUGGACAGAAAUGGGCCGAGGAGAAGCAGCACUGUAACCAUAUGCCUGUCAAAACAAAAGACCUCAGCUCUGUGUGUGGUGUUGUCCAGAAACAAUGCUGUACAGGUGCUCUGAGAGAGAGCAGGUGUCAGGCUGGCAUGAACGCAGCGAAGGCCGGACUGGUGUGUGAGGGAGGAAACAGCACACUCUGUGAAGAAGACUCUCAAAGGGAUUGCUGCAGCUGCUGUGCGUUGGGUCUGCGUCUGCACAAGGAAGGCAAAGGAUGUGAAGCGCAUCAGUACCUGAGCUACCCAUGUGGACACGUCUUCCUCACAUGCUGUGAAGAAGAGGAGGGGCUUACUUCGCCCACACUGAAGAAAAAAGAUAGGCCUCAGCCAACCACCCUUCCUAAGAGAGUUUCAGACAGUCAAUUCCCGAAGCAAGCGCUGUCUGUUGGAGAUGUGGAUCAUGCAGCAAAUUCACUAGAGGAUCUGGAGCAUGAUGACAGGUGUCAGAGGUCCCCAUCACUCUGCCAUCACACCUGCAUCAACACUCGUGACUCCUACAUGUGUGGCUGUCACCCUGGAUACACACUCCUGCAGGAUGCACACACCUGUGUAGCAGAUAACCAAGAGGAAGACAACAGAGUCAGUGAGGAAGACAGGCUGACCUCAAUAACCCCAGCAAGACAAGAAACUACCACUCAAAUCCCAGUGUUACGUAAUCCAUGCGCAGGUAAUGGUCUGUGCUCUCAGCAAUGUUCUGUGAUCAGAGGACUUGCCCAAUGCUCCUGUUUUCCAGGAUACUCUCUGAUGGCCAAUGGACACACAUGUGAAGAUGUGAAUGAGUGCACAGGCGGCAGACACAACUGCUCCCUGGAAGAGGUGUGUGUGAACCGAGAGGGCUCCUACCAGUGUGUGCCACUGAAUGAGAUGUGCGAUGAGGGCUUUAUUCACAACCAAAAUAGAGAUUGUGUGGAUGUGAACGAGUGUUUGACGGACACACACACCUGCCAGACGGACGAGCAAUGUGUGAACACAGUGGGAGCAUUUAUGUGUGAGAGGAAGAUCUCAUGUCCGAGCGGCUACCAGCAGAGAAAUGGAGUAUGUGAAGACAUUGAUGAGUGUGUGAUGCGUACUCAUAACUGUGGGAUAGACCUCCAGUGCCAGAACACUGAUGGCUCGUUCAAGUGCAACCUGAAGCAACGCUGCCUCACAGGCUUCACUCAGGACUUACAGGGCAACUGCAUUGACAUAGAUGAAUGCAGCAGUGUGAGAGAACCAUGUACUGCUGGCUUUAACUGCAUAAACACAGUGGGCUCAUACACCUGUCAACGCAAAAUUAUCAUAUGCAGUCAGGGUUAUCAUUCCAGCCCUGAUGGAGCACGUUGCAUUGAUGUGGAUGAAUGUCAGACCGGCACCCACCGCUGUGGACAGGGCCAGAUCUGUCACAACCUGCCUGGCAGCUACCGCUGUGACUGUCAAACUGGAUAUCAGUACGAUGCCAUUCGCCAGCUUUGUGUGGAUGUAAAUGAGUGUUGGCGGUACCCGGGCCGCCUGUGUGCCCAGACCUGCGAGAACACGGCGGGCUCCUACCAGUGCUCCUGUACAACUGGCUUCUCCCUGGCCUUCGACGGCAAGAACUGUGAAGAUCUUAAUGAAUGUGACAACAAUCCCUGCAGUCAGGAGUGUGCAAACAUCUAUGGCUCUUACCAGUGUUACUGCCGAAUGGGCUACUUCCUGAAAGAGGACGGACACACAUGUGAAGAUAUUGACGAAUGUUCACAGAGCAUCGGAAACCUCUGUGCGUUCCAGUGUGUGAAUGUCCCAGGUAGCUACAAAUGUGCCUGCCCUGCCCAUGGUUACUCAAUUUCAACGAAUGGACGUACCUGUCAAGAUAUUGAUGAAUGUGCCAUUGGAACACACAACUGCUCUGCUUCCCAGACCUGUUUCAACAUUCAGGGAGGUUUCCGUUGCUUGUCCUUUACAUGUCCAGAGAACUACAGGAGAGUGUCGGACAUACGCUGUGAGCGAAUACGUUGCCCCAACUUCCAGCAAUGCCAGACCAUGCCAUUGCGCAUCACAUACUACCAACUGAGCUUCCAAACCAACAUCGUAAUCCCCGCUCAGAUCUUCCGUAUCGGACCCUCGCCCGCCUACUCGGGCGACAACAUCAUCAUUAGCAUCCCACACGGCAACGAAGAAGGCUACUUCAGCACACGGAAACUUAACAGCUUCACGGGCGCCGUGUACCUGCACCGCCAGGUGCGUGAGCCGCGGGACUUCCUCAUCGAUGUGGAGAUGAAGCUGCUGCGUCAAGGAACUUUUACAACUUUCCUGGCCCGAAUCUACGUGUUCAUCACAGCAAACUCCAUGUGAUAUUCUUCUGCUCUUCUGUGACGCCUUUGAUUUCAUGUGGUGCUCAACUCUUCAAGCUUCUGCCUUGAAGUUGUUUGUCAUCUGGCAGUUCUGUAGACUUCUGUUUGGCUAAUGGAUUUUGCACGCAGAUACUUUGAUGGGACUCUCCCACUGGGAUCCAACCGCUUGUUUUGAGUAGAGUGGGAACAAACAGGAUGGAGUGCAGAGACUGACAGAAACACUCGGCUUUUAAAAGUCCUAGUUUUUCCUCUUCAGAUGUAUUGAAAGUAUUCUACACCAGAUGCUAUUUAUACUGUACCAAUUUAUCUUGAUUGCCUGAAAUAGCUUUUUAUAGCACUUCCUUACUUUUCUAACAACAAACUUUUUCUCCUCUGGGGUUGGCAGAAUACAGUUGAAGCAGAGUUAGACAUUUCACAAAAUUGUAAUGCUGUCACAGUUCCUCUGUUGGCCCUUAAAGCACUGUGUCACCUCAUUUGAACGUCUCGAAAUUUCACAGCUCAUUUAAAACAACUAAUAAAGUGUAUUUGAAAACGUAUGCAUCAAAACUCAAGAUCAAACCCAGACUACAAAAAAAAAAAAAAAACAUUGUGUGAUUAUAUCUGUAAUCAUUGUGUUAAACACUUGCAAUUAAAAGGAUGUAUGUUUUUUUUA
Myxocyprinus asiaticus (Chinese sucker) is the source of this 4995-nucleotide messenger RNA. RefSeq names its product fibulin-2-like. Gene Ontology annotation, cellular component: extracellular region. The transcript is spliced from 18 exons. Bases 202 to 4344 code for a protein of 1380 amino acids. The record is from RefSeq and is a predicted model, not a curated record. NCBI's taxonomy places the organism in Eukaryota, Metazoa, Chordata, Actinopteri, Cypriniformes, Catostomidae. Gene Ontology annotation, molecular function: calcium ion binding.